UUCUCUUUCCUCUCGGCUUGUCGACCGGGGAAAACAAACCGACCUGAGGCACAGCGAAUGGGGAUUUACUAAUUAACUACUUACACACAGAGAAAUGCACACACCUUCUUCGCUCCCUCUCUCUCUUUCUGUCAGUUCCCUUCGUCGGGGUGGUUAGUGUAGUGCUGCAUCCACGGUCCCCGGCUCGGUGCGCUACUGGAACAAACGCCGGGAGAGUUAACGCAUAUGCGGUUAGACUGCUCACACUUUGCCGGUUGAGAGAAUACUAAUCUUCUGGGCAAAGAAACUUGAGUGUACCAUCACUGUAGCACGACUCCUUCCUUGUUUGUCCACCUGGAACCAGCGCAGUGCAAAGAAAUCCAGUCCCAGUGGUUGGAGUUCGGAUUUUGGGCUUCGGGCUCAGGUGCUUCUCUGAAGCGGGGCGACGUGGGAGUCCAGGCCAGUAUGCUGCAACGGAGGUCCUGCACUGGGUUCUACUGUGUGUGGCGCUGCGUGUUUACAGGUGUUGUGGAGGCAUGGACUGUAACUGUGUCAGUGACCUGUUGCUCACCCCCCCUGUCCCUGCCCUCUGGACACCAGGUGAGGCAAGCAGGAUGGGGGCACUUUUUUGCGGAAGCCGGGGCAUUGCCUUCCCAGACUGGGCCUACAAACCUGAGUCAAGCCCCGGCUCCAGACAGAUCCAGCUAUGGCACUUCAUUCUGGAGCUGCUGCAGAAGGAGGAGUAUCAGGGUGUGAUAGCUUGGCAGGGGGACUACGGGGAGUUUGUCAUCAAGGACCCCGACGAGGUGGCCAGGCUGUGGGGCAUACGGAAAUGCAAACCCCACAUGAAUUACGACAAGUUGAGCAGGGCACUAAGGUACUACUACAACAAACGCAUUUUGCACAAAACCAAAGGGAAGCGUUUCACCUACAAGUUUAACUUCAGUAAGGUGGUGCUGGUGAACUAUCCCCUGCUGGACAUGGCCAGUUCCCCCUUCCUGCUCCAGAACCACUUCAAUGGGGGCUCGGCUGCUCCUGACUGCAGCCCUGUCACACCUGAGGCUAUACAGUCACUGUUUCCUCGUUUACCAGAAUCAGGGAGAGGGACCUCACUGUUUGACAGAGGGGCAACGGCCCCCGGACCAGAGGGAGAAAAACUGAGACUUGACACCUUCCCCUUCCUCAGCUCAGGCACUCCCUGCUACUCCAAGCCCCCGUCCCUGUUGGGCCCUUACUCUCGCAACCCUCCUUUCGACUACCCCUGGGGCUUCAACCCCUACCUCCCAGGGGCCUUCUCCCUCAACAACUGCCCCAAACUGCCCCCCGGCUCCCUCUACCCCUCCCACUUCUACCCCAACCCGCUGCAGACCAGCUUGGGCCAGCUACCUCACCCCUUCUCCUCUCUACUUCCCCCGGGGGAGGUGGCGGGAGGGGGAGAGAGGGGAGUAGCGGGUCAGACCGGGGGUACUAACGGCACAGCAGGUGGGCAACCCAGACUCUGCCUGCCUCCUUACCCUGGUGCUUUGACACUGGGCCGGACUGACAUUGGCAAUGGGGGCUCCAUCUGUGAGAGGGAGAGGGGUGAUGCCAACACACCUGGCACGGGGCUAGGGCUGGGGCUGGGGCUGGGAGGGGUGGGUCUUGGUGGUGGUGCUGGGGGACGACAGAGCCCAUCUGAGCGGCGAGGCAGAGUGAAGCAGGACCCAGAGUCAGACUCAGACCUGGAGAUCACAGAUCUGAGUGAUUGCAGCUCAGACAACGACAACGAGCCUGACUUCAGCAUCACCAAGGAGACCAGGCUCAGUGGCAGAGCACAGAUCCUGAUUGAAGGGAAAAAGGGGGGAGUACUGCCACCUGUCUCCUCCCUCCCUCCCCCUGUGUCCCCUCAUUCCCUCAAGAGCCUGGUGACCCUCACCCCUCCACCACAAUCCCUCCCUCCAUCCCUCUCUCCCUCUAUUGCUUUGGUUGACCGGCACAGGGGGACAGAGACUCUCAAACUGAUCCACAGCUAAUAGAUUGUUCUGUGUCCUUCUACAACAUGGAAACUCUCAAACUCCUCUCUCUCCAUCUCUUUUUCUCUUCCUUUGGCAUUUUUUGUGUUAUCUUACCCUGUUUCUCUGUCUUUUUCCUUUCCUUUCGCAACCUUUCAGUUCUCUCUUUAUUAGAGUCUUCUUCUACAUGUUGACUUGUCCAACAUAGCGGAGAUAGUGAGUUUACCAAUUUUUACAUUGCUGAGAAUAUACUAUGUUACAGCUAUGUUUACUACUGUUGUUUUUGGCUUUAAUAGUUGCACAUCAUUCUGUGCUAUUUGUAUGUUACAGUGUUACCACAGUGGGUGUAAUAUAACACAACUAAUUGUUAUAUUGAAAUACAGUAUAAUGUUAUAAAUAUAAUAAAAAGUGCAACAAUAUAGACAUUAGAUUAAUUGCAAUAGCUGCCACAAUAAAUUAUACUGGACAGAUAUAUUUAUUUCAAAUUUUCAUGCGUUUUCCUUGGUACCAGUAUUAUUUUUGCUGUUCAAAACAUAGUCGCACAUUGCCAUCUAGUGGCCAUCAGUGUGGGAUGUUUAACUUCAUUGUUGGGAGAAAUUAUCAGUCUUAAAAUCCGAACAGUUUUUAAUUGUACUCUGGUCAUGUAAUCUUCUGAUAUUACUUGUUUGUUUAUUGUUUAAUGCUAAUAUAAAUGGCUUUACUUUCUUUAAUGAGAGGGAGAGAAAAAGAGCAAAAGAAAGAGCUGGACAAAUUUAGAAUUUGUAUAAAUAUUUCAUUGUGUAUAUUUUAUUAUGGUGUACAUUACAUUUAAUUAUUAUCACUAUUAUAAGAGUUAACUGUAUUGGUGUGAUUUAAUUAUGUAUUUAAAUAAUGUUGGGAAAUUGAUAAGUAUUGGCGUAUUGAAGUUUUAAAUAAUCAAAAGCAGGGUACCUGCACUGGGGAGGUGUUUUUCUAUGAGGACUCAUAUAUUGGGAGUUGUCUCAUAUUUUCUCAACCCCAGCUAAUUGUGCCCUUUGGUCAUUAUCCAAAUGCCCUCUGUAUGAACCCUUUGGGUUUAAAAUAUGCUGGUAGUCUUAUUUUUAUAGUCAGCAAUCAGCCAGUGUAACUGUUCUGUGGUUAGUCAAAUGUGAAUAAUAUUGGUUUCUGCUCAUUUUUUCAACUGCACCAACCAAAAAAUAUGUUGUUUUUGAGUCAAUGCUCUCCAUCCAUUGCAACAAGCAGAGGUACAAAGUAUCUAAAUUAUAACUAGGGACACAAACCAACUUCUCCAUUCCAUGUUGGCAAUUUUGAAGCGCAGAGUGCAAUACUAACUAACCCACAUUGUACAGAUUCAUGUGGGAUGGUUUGCCGGUGUAACAUUAGGUGUGAAAGCACUGUUGUAAAGGUCAUGUAAUUCUAUAUGGAUUCUACAGUAAAUCUCUGUUUCAUGAUCUCCGUGUGGUAUUCACUAACACUAUUGUAAAUACUCUUUUCUCUGUGAGUGUAUGUGUACACGUCCAACAUGAUCAUGCCAUAAUAUAAUGAGACACAUUUCUUUGUUUUAUUGUAGAGGAAAAAUGGAAAGAGCAAAAAUAAGAAAA
Messenger RNA from Esox lucius (northern pike), 3550 nucleotides. It is a transcript of the gene erfl1, whose product is annotated as Ets2 repressor factor like 1. Gene Ontology annotation, cellular component: nucleus. NCBI's taxonomy places the organism in Eukaryota, Metazoa, Chordata, Actinopteri, Esociformes, Esocidae. Gene Ontology annotation, molecular function: sequence-specific DNA binding; DNA-binding transcription factor activity, RNA polymerase II-specific. Bases 516 to 1991 code for a protein of 491 amino acids. The transcript has 8 exons. Gene Ontology annotation, biological process: cell differentiation; regulation of transcription by RNA polymerase II. The record is from RefSeq and is a predicted model, not a curated record.